AUUAAUAGACAAGACGUUAUGGCGACGGAGGUAGAGAGGAAGGCAGCAGCAGAAGUUGCCGAAGUUGCUAGACGUCUACAAGAAGCAAAGGAAAGUUGUAUUCUAGACCUCUCUGGCUGUGGUCUGAUGAAGAUACCUGAUGCCAUUUAUAUGGUUUUGAGAGGAACAACUAUAAGGACAAGCAACUUAUCACGGAAUCAGUUACAGAAAGUUCCACCAAAGUUACCGGCCAACUUCAAGCUGCUUCAAGAACUUAAUCUGAGUCAAAACUUCCUAUCUGAGUUACCAGGAGAAAUGAGUUUGAUGUCGGAACUGACUGCUUUGGACUUGUCAAUGAAUCGUCUCCGUGAAAUACCACCAGUAAUCUAUCAGUUCGGUAACCUACAGGUGUUGAGGAUAACCAGGAAUGCAAUUGUUGAAAUUGAUAUGGAUAGGCUAAGUCAGAUGUCCUCUCUACAGGAAGUGGAUCUUCGCGGUAAUCCUCUGUCACCGGAAGUAAAGAGCAAUCUUCUCGAGAGAAGAUUUCGUGUGCUCAUUGAUGACGUCGAAGAGGAAGAAAGUAUGAGUGUGGAUUAAAUCCUGAUUCAUACGUGUCAUAAUGAAGAAGAAAAAGAACACGCGCCAAGAUUCGUCGGUUGUUACUAAGUUAAAGGCUUAAUGUUUACUUUUUGAUACACCAUACAAUUCCUAAAUGUGAUAAUAAAAUCAUGCUUAUUUGUAUAAGGUUUUAUUUCAUUAGGGUAAUCUAUGUCGCUGAAAUAUUGAUAAACAGAACAUUGAAUUCCAUACGCCAAUCAAUAUCCGUAUGCAGUAUUUUCAUUGUUUACAUCAGUAUGUUAGAUGUAAACACAAUGGUAUGAAAGGCGUUAUAUUCAAUGAUACUCUCUAUUGUGAAAUGAAAUGUCCGCAUUUUAUUGGAACACAAUCAUUGUAAUACAAUUCCAUAUUUUCCUGUCGAUAUGCAUUCUUGGAAUUUAUGUGGACAGUUUCAAACUUGUUGUGAAUAGCGACAACCCUGCCGAUCAUUAACAUUUAAGUGUGUUUGUACCGUUUUAAUGUUUAUAUUUAUAUACUUGUCUGUGAUGUUUGUGUAUGAUGGCAAUGUUUACGUAUUUCUCUUACCUUCCAUUGUUUCAUUACUCCAUUGGAACAGAUAUAAAUGCGUUGUAACCAUUGCUGUUUUGUUGAUACAUUUCUGCUUGUGAAAUAAAAAGAAUUGGUUCACGUAUAAUCUAUCGCA
Messenger RNA from Ylistrum balloti, 1240 nucleotides. RefSeq names its product leucine-rich repeat-containing protein 20-like. Gene Ontology annotation, molecular function: protein binding. The transcript is spliced from 4 exons. The record is from RefSeq and is a predicted model, not a curated record. NCBI's taxonomy places the organism in Eukaryota, Metazoa, Mollusca, Bivalvia, Pectinida, Pectinidae. The coding region runs from base 19 to 576 and encodes 185 amino acids.